AUGUCGUUUCGAGGAGGAGGAACCGGAAAAGUACUAUUACCAUUUGGCUUAGACUAUGCUGAUAUAGUAAAAUCAUCAGAAGAUUCGGAGAAACCUCAAUAUGUACUACCGGUUAAUGGAGAACCAUCUGAAAUAGAGACCUUAGCAGCCAAACAAUCAAUACGACUUACAAAAUUAGUUUCCGAUGGACCAUUCUACACGGGGAAACUAGAACCCAACCUAACCAAGAACAAGGAUCGAGAUUCUUUCAAGAAAAAAGAGCUUGCCCAUGCCAAUGAAGAUGGAAUUGAACGAUAUGGUGACAGGUAUAAAAAGGUACAGAAAAUUGGUCGUACUAUCGAAGAGCAUCCAUAUCAAAUUCAGUUUUUCCCAGAAGAAUUGUAUCCAGUGAUGGGGAUAUCAAACAAAAAUAAGAAGAAAUAUUUGACGCUAUCGAAAUAUGCAUCAAAUGGAGGAUUACGAGACUAUUUGAGUGAAGAAAAACAGGAAACCAUCGACGAGGAAGCAAAAGUACAGGCCCUAAAGGAACAAAUGUUUAAUCAAGCUGGUGUACACGAUGAUGAGAAAGAAACUGGGGAAAAAGAAGAUGUCCCCAGUGAAGAAGAAGAUGUGGACGAUGAUUUUGACGACGACGAUGAAGAUGAUGACUAUAAUGCGGAAAAAUAUUUUGAUGACGGAGACGAUGAUGGAAUGGAUGAUGCAGGAGAUGAUGAGGCAGCAUUUUAA
Messenger RNA from Lodderomyces orthopsilosis Co 90-125, 726 nucleotides. RefSeq names its product DNA-directed RNA polymerase III subunit (gene RPC31). The transcript has a single exon. Gene Ontology annotation, cellular component: RNA polymerase III complex. The record is from RefSeq and is a predicted model, not a curated record. Bases 1 to 726 code for a protein of 241 amino acids. Gene Ontology annotation, biological process: transcription by RNA polymerase III. Lineage: Eukaryota; Fungi; Ascomycota; Pichiomycetes; Serinales; Debaryomycetaceae.